AGUUCUUUUAGUGAUUAUUUGACGUUUAGUUCAUUAAGUCGGUUGCGAGUACUAAAAAUGGAAGAAUUUAGUAGUGAUGAGUUAAAUCCUCCCAGUUGGAUGGAUGAUCAAUUUUUCGAAGAUGUUUUAAGGAAAUGUGAACGCACAGAUAAAAUAUCGAUAGAAAAUGUAGAAAUAACACCAGCAACUGUUAAAGGAGAUCAUUUUGCAAGUGUUAUGUUUCGUGCUGUGGUGGCAUUUAAUUUAAAUCAAUCAAAAUCCAUGAUUAUCAAAAUAAUGCCACAAGAAGAAGGUUGUAAACAAGAUUUCCUUAAAGAAAGUUUUGUUUUUGAAACCGAAAUUGGAAUGUAUUCAAAAACUAUACCCAAAUUUGAGGAAGAAUUAAGAAAAGUUGGUGAUAAUACUGUAUUGGGACCAAAAGCCCUAUAUUGGUCAUUAGAGCCUCAAAAAAUUCUAAUUUUAGAAGACAUUUGUCUAAAAGGCUAUAAAGUGAUAAAAGAUAGAAUGGCUACAAUGGAAGAAUCGAAAAUUGCUUUUCUUAAAUUAGCUAAGUGGCAUGCUGUGAGCUAUAAGCUUAGUAAUGAGGUAGGUAAAUUAGAUUUAAAUAUCUUAUCUUUCGAUAUUUUAAUGAAGGUGAGAUAAUUAAAACAAUAGAGUUUAUUGAUGAUUUUGUUAUUUGCUAAUCUUUUAGGAUAAUUAUUUCAUAAUUGAUGUCGAAUCUUACAAUACUCGGCACGAGUACGAUAACUUUGGCAUUAAAAAUUGAUAAAUUUUUGUUUAUAGAAAGUUCAAAAAAACAUUUUAACUAUGGAAGGGAAGUCUAUCUCAUCCGUUAAGGCAUUUUUAUAAGAAAAAAUGUAAAAAAAAAAAUAUGUAAUCCAAAAUUUUACAUAAUUAAUUAAUUUGUACACAUACAUCAAUUGCAACUCUUUCUCAUAAGAACUAAACUGAUCAAAGCUCAAAAACUCAUCGAUUUUCAUACACUUCUCAAACUUCAGUCGCAUUUUAUGGAAAUUUGUUUGACUUAACUUCAAAGAUUUGAUUUUAGAUACUUAAAAACACACGCUACUAAGCAAUCAAAUUAGCAUUUCCUUAAAUAAAAAAAAAAAAUUUUUAAAAAUACGUAUACGCCACAGUGACCGAUUUCGUAUAAACUGUAAUAUGAGACAAAUGUAUUUU
Molecule: messenger RNA, 1179 nt
Organism: Episyrphus balteatus (marmalade hoverfly)
Lineage: Eukaryota; Metazoa; Arthropoda; Insecta; Diptera; Syrphidae
Exons: 3
Coding region: 58-642 (194 amino acids)
Source: RefSeq, a predicted model, not a curated record